Echinococcus granulosus is the source of this 627-nucleotide messenger RNA. RefSeq lists its product as hypothetical. NCBI's taxonomy places the organism in Eukaryota, Metazoa, Platyhelminthes, Cestoda, Cyclophyllidea, Taeniidae. Bases 1 to 627 code for a protein of 208 amino acids. The record is from RefSeq and is a predicted model, not a curated record. The transcript has 4 exons.
AUGGGGUUUUACAAUGAUGCAUGCGUGACAUUUGAAGUCUACGUGGCACAAGAGACACUUGCUUCAACAUGUGUGCAACAGAUAUUGUGUGCACAGUCAAUGACACAAAUCCACACAGGUUUUUUGUACAUUGGUCUGGCGCCUACUAUGCUGUGUUUACAGAUUAAAUUUCAUUACUCGAGUGCGUUUGCAGAAUUCGCCAAAUCUUACCUAGAAAUCAACAAAUACACACAAAUGCACAAAAUAGCUGAUCGAAAGAGUAGUGGCCAAAGCGGUGAAAAGAAAAAUGAUUGUUCUGUAAGAAAUCUGGUUGAUCGGUCCAACCGUAGCAAAGAUAUUGAGAAUCAGAUUAAGCAUUUAAAUUGCACAUGCGCCCUGGUGUCAAUGAAAUCGAGCAGCAUUGUCAAUGCAAGUUCCUCAUUCCGUGGUGGAAUGCUCAUGCAAGGGGAACGCCAGCUCCUUGAACAUAAAACACUGUAUUGUUCUAGAGGGGACAGAACUCAUGGUUGGUUAGAUAGUGAAAAGUGCUGUAAAAUAUUGCCUGUGAUUCAAGCCACGAACACUUUUCAGAUAAUGCGUUUUGUUUUUCUUAAGCAUCUGCCGAGAUCAGAUCGUAGCUCCAUUUAA